AAGAAGAUAGUUAAUGAAGUUUAGCAUCUGCAACAUUUCACAUGCUCGAAAAAAUUGCUAUAAAUUGGACGGUGCGUUAUUGUUUGAUUAGUCACAAGAUGAAGGUUGUUGCAGUAGCAGCAGAGUUGUGCAUUUUCUUGCUCUCCGCGUCUUGCCUUCUACUCCUUUCUUCAGGGUUUCUACUCCAUUCUAAACCUUAUGAUUAUUCUGCUACUACUCAGUGUGUGAAAGAACCUCAUAGGGCACAAUAUGGAGGAGGCAUUAUAGUAAAUCCAGGGUUUGAUCAUAACAUUAAGGGUUGGACUGUGUUUGGAAAUGGAACAAUUGAGGAACGGAUAUCAAAUGACGGCAAUAGAUUCAUUGUUGCUCGCAACAGAACACGAGCAUUGGAUGGUUUCUCUCAGAAGGUUCAUCUGAAGAAAGGACUGAUAUACAUUUUUUCUGCUUGGCUUCAGCUGAGUGAAGGAAGUGAGAUUGUUUCGGUUGUUUUUAAAACAAAUGGAAGUGAAUCGGUACAUGGUGGUCAUGUCAUAGCCAACCAUGGAUGCUGGUCUCUGCUAAAAGGGGGCAUUGUUGCUAACUUUUCAACCCCUGCUGAGAUUCUUUUUGAGACUGAGAAUCCAACUGUGGAAUUAUGGGCUGAUAACGUGUCCUUACAACCAUUCACCAGAAAGCAAUGGAGAUCACACCAAGACGACAGCGUUGAGAGGGUACGUAAGAGCAGGGUGAGAUUCCAGGUAACUCAUCCAAACGAAACAGUGUUGGAAGGAGCAACUGUUGUUAUCAAACAAACAAGGGCAAAUUUUCCAUAUGGGUGUGCGAUGAACCAUAAUAUCCUCACAAACAGUGAGUACCAGAAAUGGUUUGUUUCAAGAUUCAAAUACACAACUUUCACCAAUGAGAUGAAAUGGUAUAGUACAGAGAAAAUUCAAGGCAAGGAAGACUAUACUAUCCCAGAUGCCAUGUUACAAUUUGCCAAAGAAAAUGGCAUUUCUGUGAGAGGUCAUAACAUUUUGUGGGACAGUGAAAAACGUCAACCUCACUGGGAUUUGUCCCUGUCUCCAGACGAAUUACGAGUAGCAGCUGAGAAAAGAAUGAAUUCUGUUGUCUCAAGGUAUAAAGGACAACUUAUUGCAUGGGAUGUCGUGAAUGAGAAUGUCCAUUUCCACUUUUUUGAGGACAAACUCGGCGAAAAUGUCUCUGCAGAAUAUUAUUCAGCAGCUUACCAUCUUGAUCCAAACACCAAGAUGUUCAUGAAUGAGUAUAACACCAUUGAGUUCAGCGGGGAUAAGGAUGCCAGCCCAGCCAACUAUAUCAGGAAACUUAAGGAGAUUCAGCAAUUUCCAGGAACUGCUGGAAUAUUACUAGCCAUUGGGUUGCAAUGCCAUUUUUCAGUUGGUGUGCCAAACCUUGCUUACAUGAGGUCAGGUCUAGAUCUUCUUGCUGCAACCGGACUUCCCAUAUGGCUCACAGAAACCAGUGUGGAUCCUCAGCCAAAUCAGGAGAUCGAAUCUAAUACAAUACAAGUACAAAACAAUGCUCCCAUUGGGCCAUUACAUCACCUGAGAACUCAUUUUGUAAUCCAAUACAAAAAUAAAACUCAAUAAAAGUCCUAGCAGCUAAUGCAAUCUUGAUUGCAAGUCUACCUUUCCUAUGUAAUCAAUUGAUUGCCAGACUAAACUACAAAGUUGUAGAAUCAUCUCCUCCUUGAAACUGAGAUCUCUGGACAUAAAUGAAGAACAAAGCAAUGUAUAGUUGUGUGAAUGAUUCAGAUUUAAGGAAGAGGAAAGGGAAGGAAGGUACAUGGAAAAUGGAUUGUUGGACCUGCCACAUCUUUGUUGUGUAUUGUUGGUAGAACAUGGAAUGAAGGAGCUUGUCAUGUGAUCCUUCACCAAAUCUCAUACUUCUGAUACUUCUAUUGUUUCCAUCACAUGCUAAUAUGGAUCAUGUGACUAAUCACAUGAUAUUAACUGGGUUUCCAUCAUUGACUAUAUUACUUUUUUAUUGCUUAUAUUUGUCAAAAGCAUGACAAAUUACACAGCUAAAUAGAGUUGUGUUAGAUUACUUUCCAGAAAUCUGAAAGUUCGUUUUUCUGGAAGAGUAUUUACAAGUGCAUUAUAUUUCUAGAGUUUAACCAAAUUAGUUUUACUUGCAUUUGUAUAGAGCUCAAUAAUAGGGAACUAUAAUUGCAUGCAUGCAAUCUUCCUGAA
This is a messenger RNA of Lathyrus oleraceus (garden pea), 2210 nucleotides long. Its product is annotated as endo-1,4-beta-xylanase 5-like. The transcript is spliced from 7 exons. Gene Ontology annotation, molecular function: hydrolase activity, hydrolyzing O-glycosyl compounds. Gene Ontology annotation, biological process: carbohydrate metabolic process. Bases 42 to 1607 code for a protein of 521 amino acids. The record is from RefSeq and is a predicted model, not a curated record. NCBI's taxonomy places the organism in Eukaryota, Viridiplantae, Streptophyta, Magnoliopsida, Fabales, Fabaceae.